CGUCCCACCUAGUGACCUACUUCUCCGGUUAGGGGAGCACGACCUUUCCACCGAAUCGGAGCCUUAUCUGCAUCAAGAGAGGAGAGUGCAGGUCGUCGCAUCGCAUCCCCAAUUCGACCCCAGGACUUUCGAAUACGACCUGGCCCUGCUGAGGUUCUACGAGCCCGUCACGUUCCAGCCAAACAUAUUGCCGGUUUGCGUUCCACAAACGGACGAGAACUUCGUGGGACGAACUGCCUACGUGACUGGAUGGGGGCGAUUGUACGAAGAUGGUCCGCUGCCUAGCAUUCUGCAAGAAGUAUCUGUUCCAGUCAUCAACAACACAGUCUGCGAGUCCAUGUAUCGCGCAGCAGGCUACAUCGAACAUAUCCCCCACAUUUUCAUCUGCGCAGGUUGGAGGAGGGGAGGAUUUGACUCAUGUGAGGGAGAUUCCGGAGGCCCGAUGGUGAUUCAACGCGAAGACAAGCGAUUCCUCUUAGCAGGAGUAAUAUCCUGGGGAAUAGGAUGCGCUGAACCGAAUCAGCCUGGGGUUUACACUCGCAUCAGCGAGUUCAGACAGUGGAUCAAUCUUAUUCUGAAGUUUUAGACAACGAGAGCGGCUUUUUUGUAAUGUGAUCUCCUGACAGUAGACAUAGUGUGGAUGACCAAAGUGCCUCUCUCCCAUACAUUUGCUGAUUGAUAAUGCCUGACGUACCAACUGUUCUAUGAAAGUAGUUUUUGAUGCAUUGUUUCUUAAAUUUUUCCUCUGCUGAAUAAUUUCAUGUCAACUUUGCAUUCAUUAGUUAUAUUCUUCAAGCAGAAAAUAGAAGCAGAUGACGCUUUCGCAAAAAUAACUGCAAUGCUCAGUUCUCAUUGUUAAGAACAGAAGAGAUCGGACAUUGCAUUUUCUUUUUGUAUCAUGAAUACAAAACUUCAAGAUCUGAUAAAAUACACUGGUCUGCUUAAGUAAAAAGCUGCUGAGCGAAACAUAUAUAGUUUUUUCAUUUGUCAGUGCAUAUCAAAGCUUGACUUUGAAAGUUACCGACUUCGAGGGUUUUCUGUCUAUCCCAUCUCUGUAUUUGUAGAGUAGGGAGGUGAGUGUAGGUCCACAGCACUUAUGCCACAUGUGACCCAUU
Messenger RNA from Leptinotarsa decemlineata (Colorado potato beetle), 1115 nucleotides. RefSeq lists its product as uncharacterized. The record is from RefSeq and is a predicted model, not a curated record. Gene Ontology annotation, molecular function: serine-type endopeptidase activity. Lineage: Eukaryota; Metazoa; Arthropoda; Insecta; Coleoptera; Chrysomelidae. Gene Ontology annotation, biological process: proteolysis.